Messenger RNA from Talpa occidentalis (Iberian mole), 3598 nucleotides. RefSeq names its product ubiquitin fold modifier 1 (gene UFM1). Gene Ontology annotation, cellular component: cytoplasm; nucleus. The transcript is spliced from 6 exons. NCBI's taxonomy places the organism in Eukaryota, Metazoa, Chordata, Mammalia, Eulipotyphla, Talpidae. Gene Ontology annotation, biological process: protein K69-linked ufmylation. Bases 112 to 369 code for a protein of 85 amino acids. The record is from RefSeq and is a predicted model, not a curated record.
CGUGCUCCGGGAGACGUGGACUGAGUGGGGCGGAGCGCUCGCCGGUACCACGGCGGAAGUGGGGCUACCGGGCGUGCUGGACUUGGGGUCUCUGCCCAGACCGGCUCCACCAUGUCCAAGGUUUCCUUUAAGAUCACGCUGACGUCGGAUCCGCGCCUGCCUUACAAAGUGCUUAGUGUUCCUGAAAGCACACCUUUCACAGCAGUCUUAAAGUUUGCAGCAGAAGAAUUUAAAGUUCCUGCAGCAACAAGUGCAAUUAUUACUAAUGAUGGAAUAGGAAUAAAUCCUGCACAGACUGCUGGAAAUGUUUUUCUAAAGCAUGGUUCAGAACUACGAAUUAUUCCUAGAGAUCGUGUUGGAAGGUGUUAAAAUCUGCUACUCGGAACGUAAUUCUUUUCAGAAUAAAUAUUGGUAUUGUUGCUGUUGUUUUAAAAUUGAAAUCAGGCAUUUAAAAAUUCUAUGAAAACACCAAUUAUUGAUGAAGUGACGAAAAGAUGACUGUCCCUUCUUGUUCACAUUUCUCCAUGGGAAGAGGGACUGCGUAUGCAUUGAGGAUACCAUUUCCACAGAAGAUCAUAAUCUUUCAUUGCUACCUCACAACACACAGGUAGUUCAUUUGGGAUAAAUGGAUUAUCCAUCUGUGUCUCAAUAACUGAAGGAUGCAUCUGAUGAUUCUUAGAGAAAAUGUUUAGAAAAUUAAAAUUGGCUGAAUCUUCCUCUUUGUCUUUGAGUUAAAAAUUGUAAAGGAUUAUCGAUCAUGCAGGUCAGUUUGCUUGAUAACAUCUGACUUGCAGACUUAAAUAGUCAAAUUUUUAACUACAUUUAAUUCAUGGUAAAUUCAUGAUGUAGACAUCUGUGGAUGCUUAACUACACUUUUUAUCAGUUAGGUUUUUAAGUUUCAAAUUUUAUAUAUUCAUACAAAUUUAAUGUCAGAUAAAUUCUAUAGCCCUUAUGUGUAAAAUUGAUAUCCUACACUACAGUGUUUUAACUGAUUUGCAGAACCCAAUACUUGUAAUGGUGAGAAUUGAAAAUAAACUAGAAGCAUCCUUUGCUGAGUAAUGUAUUUUAUCAAUCUUUAAAUAACAGUCUUUAAAAUAGGAAUCCUCAAGAAACAGUUGUCUUUUGUGAAAUAUUUCUUAAUAGCGUUCAGAAAGACUGUAUUGUUACAAGGAGGAUGCUAAUUAACAGUGCUUACUGAAGAUUCAACCCGUAGUGUUAUUAGUCAUAGGAUUGACUAAGAAACUGGGAAAGGGAAGAUGGGAAAGUCCAAAUGACCAGGAUUCCUGUAGGGAGCAAAAAAACAAAAGACAGUAGAAAGCAGAGUGUCACAGUAUUAGCCACCCCAUACGCAAAACUGCAGAGGGUAUGUUGGGGAAAACCAAAUAUUUGACAUUGUUUAAAGAGCAGAAAGCAAUUAGGGAAAGCAAAGUACAGACUUUGUCAACAUACAGAUUUCCAAAAUUCCCCUUAUGAGAAUAAUAUGUAAGGAAGUAGAUUUCAUUCGCUCUUAUCAACAUCUACACAGAUCUUGAAAGAUGAAGUGAAGGUUUGCAAUGAAUUAGUACCAAUGCUCGCUCCUGUGUUCUAGAUGGUGAGCAGGCAGGAGUCUUGUUCUUUCUAGUCCUGGAAAUGUAGUAGGCUUUCAGUACUCAAAUAUUCAUAAAUAAAGUACUGUAUGACCAACAUUUACCUAGUGUGUUUCAAUACCUUCCCUAUCAUAGGCCCUAGAUUUUUUGAAGACAAAAAAAUGUAUAAGGAAAUGAAAUAGAAUCAACCUCUGAAGGGUGAUACUUGAAGUUAAGUUUAAGAAAUUAAUCAGAUUUUUAAAUUUUUACAAAUGAACAGCAGGAUUCUGAAUUGUAAAGGAAAAUGUCUUGGCUGAGGCAGAAAAGUGUACUGCUGAUGUUUAGUGAAGUUUUUAUUUUUAUAAACAAAAUUUAAUGCUCAAAGAACCCUGUUCCUUAACAAUAUUAAGCUUCAUUUGCUCAAAAUUUUUGUCUUGUAUACCAUAAAGUCAUAUUUUUGUUCAUUGGUUUGAAAAUUUUAUUGUAGUAAGUUCUUAAAUUCAAAUCAUUUUCUUGGGGCCUCGCCGGUGGCCCAAGGGCUUAAGCACCUCACUGUGAAGCAAUCUGCAGCCUCUGCAGCAUGAGUUCAAUCCCCGGCUAGCCAGGCAGCUACCCACAUGGUGAAGCCGACUUCUCCUGUCUCGCCCGCUGCUCCCCUCAGCAGUGUACUUCAGUCUGCCUGCCUGUUCUGUUUCCCACUCUGUCUCUAGUGAAUUCUCUCACCCCCCCCUCCCCCGCAUCUCUGGCCUGUGCCCCAGCUCUUGUAUGCAUAAAUAAUUAAAUCUUUAAAAAAAGAACAAAACAUUUUCUUAAAGAACUAGAUAUUUUGUUAUUAAAUAAAUGUAAUCUGUAGGUUCUUUGUGAAGACUGUUUUGAAGUAUAUUUUAAAUGCACUAUUGGCACAUAAUUAACAUCUGAAAAUACAUUUUGUUAUACAAUAAACUAUUGUCUACUCCUCUUUAUUAUUAGAGCUCUUAGCAUUCCUAUUGAGCCAGUGUGUAACAAAUGUAAGGGGGGGGGGCGUAGGAAGAUGAAUGAUGAUAGAUGAUUAUGGUCAUAAAAGUGUGUAUAUAUUUUCAAAUGCCAGGCUACUUGACAGAUAAAGAAAAUAGUAAUUGUCAAGCUAGUAGUUCCCAAGUCUGGAUGAUUAUCAAAGUAACCUAGGGGAAUCAAAAAUACAAAUUUCUGGGAACCACCCCUAAAAUUUAUAUCAUUAAAUUGGUAAUGGAGUAAAAGAAUCUGUUUACCAAAAAAAGUCCUCAUGAUUUUUGCUCUGCAGCUGGGUUUGAGAAUGAUAGGCUGAUCUUUCCACUUUGUAGAUGAAGAAAAUGGUAUCUUAAGGCGCCAAAGUAAUAAAUACAUUCUAGAAUCUUGGAUACUAAUUGCACUAGUUUUUUUAGUAGCUCAGUGCAAAGAUGCUUGCUAACAGUCUCACUGGUGAUAAAGACUCCUUUUAAGGUAUUUCAAGUCCAGUAGUUAUUUGAGUAUUUUAUAUCUUAAAAUCAGUUAUUUUAAAGAAAAGUCAAUGAGAAGAAAAUAUAGGCCUAUUUAGCCCCCCUCCCCUCAAUAUUAAAAAUGACCCAAGGAUAGGGGCCUCUCUGGUGGUGUAAGGGGUAAAGCAACACAGUAUGAAGCAAUCCGCAGCCUCUGCAGCCUGAGUUCUAUCCCGGGCCGACCAGGGAGCAACCCACAUGGAGCAGCAGACAUCUCCUGCCUCGCCCGCUGCUCCCCUCAGCAGUGUACUUUGGUCAAUCUGCCUGUUCUGUUUCCCACUCUGUCUCUGGUGAAUCCUCUCCUCCUCCCCCUCAUCUCUGGCCUGUACCCCAGCUCUUAUAUGCAUAAAUAAAUAAAUCUUAAAAAAAAAAUUACUCAAGGGCCUUGAAAUAUUUAUGAAUUGGAAACAAUAUACUUUAAUCUGAAGUUAACUAUGUUAGUGUUCUUGAGGCCAUUUAUAAGACUGCAGAAUUAUGUAAAUCAUAUGCAUAUGCUUUACAUAUGUAAAUCCUCCCAAAGUAUCAAAUAUAUGUUAAAUA